AUAUUUGACGUUUAAAAAUUGGAAACGAAACCACUCGCUCCUCCUCAUCCAAUUCCCAGCAACUUCCUCUAAAACCCUAAUUAUUUCCUUUUCCGCCCGCUCUCUGUCGGCGAUCUUCAUCGGCCUCGUGGUUCCCCUUCUGUUCAUGACGUAGUGCCCGCGUUCUUCUGUGGAUCCCUUCUCUAGUGCUGGUUUAGUGUUCUUCUUGCACACUUUUUGUUCUCGGAUUCGCUUUAGGGAUUAGGGUUGGUCGGACUGCAGCGUACUUAAGGCACACACGGUUUGGGAUCUGGAUGGACCCUAAGAGCAAUACGCCAUCGAUCCAGGGGCUACGGUGGCCUCAGCCCUGUCAUAUGGUAGGUGACAACGGCUCCACGCCUGGGACUGUGAGGAACUUGCGCACGAAUGACCUGGGAGGAGUGAUCUUUGGCUGCAAGAAUGUGACGAUGAAGGAAUGUCUUGCCAAGCAAUUAUUUGGCUUGCCGUAUGCUCAUUUCUCUUAUGUGUGCAAAAUUGGCCCGGGUCUACCCUUGUUUCUGUUCAAUUAUUCUGAUAAGUCAAUGCAUGGCAUUUUUGAGGCUGCAAGUUAUGGCCAGAUGAACAUUGACCCUUAUGCUUGGACGGAAAAUGGGACUGAGAGAACUCAAUUUCCAGCUCAGGUUCGUGUGCUUACCAAGACACCUUGCGAGCCUCUCUCAGAAAAACAAUUCAUGACUGUAAUUCAGAGCAAUUAUUAUAGUCAAAAACAUUUUUGGUUUGAACUGGAUCAUGCACAAGCAAACAACUUGAUGCUUUUAUUCAAACCUUUAUCAGUUCCAGCCAAUUUCAUGAAAGCUUCCUUUUCCUCUGACAAGACCAAUUUGCUGUCAGCAUUAGUGACUACGAAAUGGAAGAGAAUUGACGGCCAGGAGAAUACAGACAAAAUUGGUGAUGAAAUAGAGAGAAAAUAUUCUCCUGAACUUAGAAAAAUGGAUAAGUUUGAAUCAAUUGAUUUUGGCAAUUAUGAAAAACUUGAUAAUGCAAGAAAGGCAUUAUCCAAUGUUCAGUACGAGGGGGAUAUUGAAGAAAAAAUAAUGGAUUUGGAUGACAAUGUUCAGGAGCAUUAUUUGAUUACUAACCUUCACUUGGCUGGAGAAAAUCCCUUACUGGAUCAACAAUCCAAGGAUGAAGCAUCAUUUCCCAACUUGGAGAAAGUUUUGCAUGAGCCUAAAAUGAUUUCAAUUGAUCAUGCAUCUUCAAGUUUGUCUUUGAAAGAUUGUAAAAUUGACGAUCCUGUUCCAUGUAUAUUUCCUGAAACGUGCAAAAGGAAUAUUUUGUUACCACCUAGUAUGGAAGAAAAUAGAUCUACAUCUGACCUGCAAGUAAAUACUGAGUUGGUAGAAAUCAUCAAAAGAUUGACAGCAAGGACUGAGGAAUUGGAGAAAAAACAGGCUGAAUCAAAUAAAGAAUUGCAACAACUAAGGGGUGAUGUCAAGGAAUCCGAGAGGAUGGUUCAGGGAUUACGAGAUCAAAUUAAUACACUUGAGUCCAGACUUCACUCUUCUAUGUUGCAAGGAGUUACAUAUAUGGAGGAGUGUCCAGAACAUGAAAAAGUCAUUUACCUUAUUGGCGGUUAUAAUGGUAGCUCUUGGUUGUCAACAUUUGAAUCUUUUUCUCCAUUUAAUGACAAACUAGUUCCUCUAAAACCAAUGAGCUCUGCACGUUCAUAUGCUUCUGUUGCAACAUUGGAUGAUAAUAUCUUUGUUUUGGGUGGUGGUGAUGGCAAUUUGUGGUAUAAAACAGUCGAGUGUUACAAUCAUAGGAAAAAAGAGUGGACAUCAUGUCCUGAACUGAUUCGUCCAAAAGGGAGUCUUGCUAGUGCUACUUUAGACCAUAAGAUAUAUGCUAUUGGAGGAGGAGAUGGAGUUUCGUGCCAUUCUGAGGUUGAGAUGUUUGAUCCAAUGCUUGGAAGGUGGAUCUACAAUCAGUCAAUGCUUCAUAAGCGAUUUGCUACUGCUGCAGUUGAACACAACAGAAUACUGUAUGCUGUAGGUGGAUACGAUGGGAAAGGUUACUUGACGUCAGUUGAAAGAUACGAUCCACGAGAAGGUUACUGGAGCAGGUCUGCGAGCAUGAAUCUCAAAAGGGGAUGCCACUCGUUGGCGGUCUUCAAAGACAAAAUCUAUGCCAUGGGAGGAUUCAAUGGGGAGACAAUGGUGUCGAGUGUUGAAAUUCUUGAUCCCCGACUCGGUUCAUGGAUGAUGGGAGAGCCAAUGAACGUCCCGAGAGGAUACACUGCCGCAGCUGUUCUAGGCGACGCUAUAUUCAUCAUCGGAGGUCUCCAAACCACCAAUGACAUUUGGGACACGGUGGAGUACUGGAAGGAAGGGAGCGGUUGGACCAUUUGCCAAUCCAAGACAUUGGGAAAGAGGUGCUUUUUAUCGGCCACCUCCGUGUAAAUAAUUAAGUCGAUCGAUCCCCUAGCUCUUUUGAAUCUUAUUAAGAACAUCUUCCUCUGGAAGUGAAGGGCCAUAGCGUUUCUUUUGGAGUGGGCAACGGGGAUAUGAGAAUGCUAAUUGUAGUCCAUACUGUGUAUCCUUUCAGGGCCAACUAACCAAAAUUAAGGUUGGUGAUGGUGGUCAUUACUUGUAAUGACUUUUCUAUCAAUAUAACUUGAAAUUGUCAUUAA
Zingiber officinale is the source of this 2668-nucleotide messenger RNA. RefSeq lists its product as uncharacterized. Lineage: Eukaryota; Viridiplantae; Streptophyta; Magnoliopsida; Zingiberales; Zingiberaceae. Gene Ontology annotation, biological process: response to endoplasmic reticulum stress. Gene Ontology annotation, molecular function: protein binding. The transcript has 11 exons. Bases 294 to 2438 code for a protein of 714 amino acids. The record is from RefSeq and is a predicted model, not a curated record.